Trichechus manatus latirostris (Florida manatee) is the source of this 2750-nucleotide messenger RNA. It is a transcript of the gene ZBED1, whose product is annotated as zinc finger BED-type containing 1. Gene Ontology annotation, molecular function: protein dimerization activity; DNA binding. Gene Ontology annotation, biological process: regulation of transcription by RNA polymerase II. The record is from RefSeq and is a predicted model, not a curated record. Gene Ontology annotation, cellular component: nucleus. The transcript has a single exon. The coding region runs from base 31 to 2124 and encodes 697 amino acids. Lineage: Eukaryota; Metazoa; Chordata; Mammalia; Sirenia; Trichechidae.
GCCCGUCGCAGGUGAGCGGAGGCAGCCGUGAUGGACACCAAGGGCUUGGACGGCUCACAGGCUGACCUGAAGCUGGUGGCACACCCGCGCGCAAAAAGCAAGGUGUGGAAGUACUUCGGCUUCGACACGGACGCGGAGGGAUGCAUUCUGCAGUGGAAGAAGAUCUAUUGCCGCAUCUGCAUGGCCCAGAUCGCCUACUCCGGCAACACCUCCAACCUGUCCUACCACCUGGAGAAGAAUCACCCGGAAGAAUUCUGCGAGUUUGUCAAGAGCAACACAGAGCAGAUGCGCGAGGCGUUCGCCACCGCCUUCUCCAAGCUGAAGCCCGAGUCUUCGCAGCAGGUGGCCCAGGACACUCUGGCCACCAAGUCGGGCCAUGGCUCCGACACCAAGAGGCAGCAGGAGCUGACGGCCGCCGUCAUGGGUUUCAUCUGCGAGGGGCUGUACCCCACGUCCGUGGUGGACGAGCCCACCUUCCGGCUCCUGCUGAAGACGGCCGAGCCCCGGUACGAGCUGCCUAGUAGGAAGUUCUUCUGCACCAAGGCCAUCCCAGAGAAGUACAGCGCCGUGCGCGAGGUGAUCCUCAGGGAGCUCCGUGACGCUCUGUGGUGCGGCAUCUCCACGGACAUGUGGCGCAGCGGUAACCAGAACCGUGCGUACGUGACGCUGGCUGCCCACUUCCUCACCAACGCACUCCCCAACUCACUCUCCCUCACGUCCCGGUGUCUGAAGACGUUUGAGGUGCCGGAGGAGAACGCGGCGGAGACCAUCACGCGCGUGCUCUACGAAGUGUUCAUUGAGUGGGGCAUCAGCGCCAAGGUCUUCGGGGCCACCACCGACUACAGCAAGGACAUCGCCAAGGCCUGCUCGCUGCUGGACAUCCCCGUCCAGAUGCCGUGUCUCGGACAGACCUUCAACGCCGGCAUCCAGCAGGCGUUCCAGCUGCCCAAGCUGGGCGGCCUGCUGGCGCGGUGCCGCAAGCUGGUAGAGUACUUCCAGCAGUCGGCGGUCGCCAUGUACAUGCUUUACGAGAAGCAGAAGCAGCAGAACAUGGCGCACUGCAUGCUGGUGAGCAACCGCGUGUCCUGGUGGGGCAGCACGCUGGCCAUGCUGCAGCGUCUGAAGGAACAGCAGUUUGUCAUUGCCGCUGUCCUGGUGGAAGACAGCAACAAUCACCAUCUGAUGCUGGAAGGCACCGAGUGGUCCACCAUCGAAGGGUUGGUAGACCUCCUCCAGCCUUUCAAGCAGGUGGCUGAGAUGCUCUCGGCCUCCAAGUACCCCACGAUCAGCAUGGUCAAACCGCUGUUACACAUGCUGCUGAACACCACGCUCAACAUCAAGGAGACAGACUCUAAGGAGAUCAGCAUGGCUAAGGAGGUCAUUGCCAAGGAGCUCUCGAAGACGUACCAGGAGACCCCCGAGAUCGAUAUGUUCCUCAACGUGGCCACCUUCCUGGACCCGCGCUACAAGAAGCUGCCCUUUCUCUCCACCUUCGAGCGUCAGCAGGUGGAGAACAGAGUGGUAGAAGAGGCCAAGGGACUCUUGGACAAGGUCAAGGACAGCGGCUACCGGCCGGCGGAGGACAAGGUGUACGCGCUGCCCGAGGAGCCCCCGGUGAAGAAGCUCACGCUGGUGUCCACGCCACCACCGCCCACCAGCGUCAUCAACAACAUGCUGGCCGAGAUCUUCUGCCAGUCGGGGGGCGCUGAGGACCAGGAGGAAUGGCACGCCCAGGUGGUGGAGGAGCUGAGCAACUUCAAAUCCCAGAAGGUGCUGGGGCUCGGUGAGGACCCCCUCAAGUGGUGGUCCGACCGCCUGGCGCUGUUCCCCGUGCUGCCCAGAGUCCUCCAGAAGUACUGGUGCGUGGUGGCUACGCGCGUCUUCCCCGAGCGGCUCUUCGGCUCCUCGGCCAACGUGGUGAGCGCCAAGCGGAACCGCCUGGCCCCCGCGCACGUGGAUGAGCAGAUCUUCCUGUACGAGAACGCCCGCAGUGGGACGGAGGCCGAGCCGGAGGACGAGGAUGAGGGGGAGUGGGGCCUGGACCAGGAGCACGUAUUCCCCUUGGGGGACGCCCUCGGUGUCAGCAGUGGCUUCUUCGGGAUCCGAGACGGCGGGUUCAUGUAGCGGGAGCGGGGGCAGGUGCAGGUAGCCGGGAAAAGGGGGCUUCCACCGACCUGUGGGACGCUUCGCUGUAAAUACGGACACCACGUAGGGUCGUCCUGGCUGGAUUUUUUUAACUUCGAUCCACAAGCUUUGGAACAAACAGGAAGGAGAGGGGGAGAGACAGCUCUGGGUGUCUUGAAAAUUGAACGUUUUGCCUGGGAGUUGGCCAGCCUUGCCUUCUCCCCUCAUCCUGGAGAAAAAGGGAAAUGAAAUGUGGAAGACUCUACACUUCUGCGUGCAGACAUUCCCUAGCCUUCGCCUACGUGGCAUAAACACACUUUAUGUGCUCCACUACUGUCUGGGAAGUUGGCGGUUUGAACCCACCUGGAGGUGCUGUGGAAGAAAGGCCUGGCAAUCUGCUUCCCAAAGGUCACAGCCUUGAACACUGCAGAGCACAGUUCUACUCUGACGCACCCGGGGUCACCACGAGUUGGAGUCGACUCGACAGCAGCCAGUAGCAACAUACUUUGUAGGAUUAGAGCGAGGGGAAGCUGCUUCAGGAGUCACAAUUGAAUAGAAUUAGGACACCCCAGGUGGCACAAGCAGUUAAGCACUCGACUACUAGCUGGAAGGUUGGCGGUUCGAAC